UUGAGCUAGUUUUUCUUCCUAUGGAACAUUAACGUCUCGCAGCGCCGUGUUAGACUGUAUUAUUGGCACAGCUUUAUCCUGAAUAUACCACUGUGUGUUUUGCUUCUGUACCGAGUUACAUUUAGUUCAGUUUUUCUUCCUUAAGAAAAACAACCCCACACAAACCAACCAUGCCUAGAAAGAGAAAUGCCGCUGCAGGAGACGAGUCAGAGCCCAAGAGGAGGUCUCUCAGGUUGGAAAAUCUAUCUGAAACAAAGACCGAGGUGAAACCAAAGCAAAAGAAGGCACCAGUUAAGGCCAAGAAAGUCAAGGAGGUAGAGAAGGCGAAGCCUGAGGAGAAAGAACCAGAGGCCCCUGCAGAGAAUGGCGAAGCCAAAGCUGAGGAGGAAGUUGAGGAAGAAGCACCAGCUACAGAAGAAGCAGCUGACGAUAAAGAAGAAGAAGAAGAGGAGGAGGCAGCAGAAUAACAUCUCCACGUCUUUUACCAGUGCUCCCUGUACCUCUUUUCUUGUACAAUUCAGGGGAAUAUUUUUAUCAACUAUUUUCUAAAUACAGGUUUUUUAGUAGUUUGAUUGUAGAGAACACUUUUUUUUAAUGAAAGAAAAAAAAAGUCAAUUUGGAGACGGGAAUUUCAUCACAUCCCACAAUUUUGCAUCGCCAUAGAAAAUUGCGGUCAUUGUUGUUACUGUUGGUGGAUUUCAUUUUAGUUUUAAAUGUGAAGGAGGGGAGGGUGCAGGCCAGGUUACGGCGACAACACGCACGCACAACGGAGGAGCUGGGGAAACAACGGGAAGAGAUUUGCCUGCGUGGAUUACAUUCCAUAUGCUUUAUAAGGGACAGUGUUUGUAAUCUGUGCUGGGGUGGGGAUGGACAAAGUCACAGGGCAACUCAUUGUUUUAUUGUUUAUGAUGAAGAACAGUGUUUUAGAAUGUUUGUAUGCUUUGUUCCUCUAUGUUAACUCUUGUACUCAUGCAGUUUUCUUAACCAAUUUGAUCAAUAAAAGCUAAAAUAGCUAGUACUGGAGCUCUCCUAUCAGAACUGUGCAUCGCGUGUGUUGGUUGUGUCUCUGUUCUGUGAUAGCAUCGCAAUAAAUUUGUAUAGCUGCUGUGAAAAGGGUUUUCAAUCUUUCUAUAUGCAGUGUGUCAUGGUACAUUGUACGGAUGGUAAAAAUGGAAUUUGUUUUCUUAGCUAAGCUAAUGGGGUGUGUAACCAUAAUAAAAACAUCUGUUGAAACUGGCCUCUUAAAGGCCUCCAGGCAAACUACUUUUAUUUGAGAUGUCAAAUGCAUACCAGCAGUAGCAAUAUUCAUGUACGUUUUAGGUAUCUGUAUCAAAUACAAGUGUGCAGUUUAUUUUUUUGUUUAUAGGUGUACCUGUGUAUUGAUUGUUAACAAAACAAUAAAACUCGGUUGGUA
Messenger RNA from Labrus mixtus (cuckoo wrasse), 1414 nucleotides. It is a transcript of the gene hmgn1b, whose product is annotated as high mobility group nucleosome binding domain 1b. Gene Ontology annotation, molecular function: nucleosomal DNA binding. Lineage: Eukaryota; Metazoa; Chordata; Actinopteri; Labriformes; Labridae. Bases 171 to 467 code for a protein of 98 amino acids. Gene Ontology annotation, cellular component: chromatin; nucleus. The transcript has 6 exons. The record is from RefSeq and is a predicted model, not a curated record.